Amphimedon queenslandica is the source of this 965-nucleotide messenger RNA. RefSeq names its product cytochrome b-c1 complex subunit Rieske, mitochondrial-like. The coding region runs from base 105 to 767 and encodes 220 amino acids. Gene Ontology annotation, molecular function: 2 iron, 2 sulfur cluster binding; quinol-cytochrome-c reductase activity. NCBI's taxonomy places the organism in Eukaryota, Metazoa, Porifera, Demospongiae, Haplosclerida, Niphatidae. Gene Ontology annotation, cellular component: membrane. The transcript has a single exon. The record is from RefSeq and is a predicted model, not a curated record.
UAGACGCACUAAAUCUAUUUUUAGUACGAACUAAGUUACUAACGUCUUUCUCACUUUCUCUCUCCAUUCUAAUCUUGAGUCUCGACUCUCGACCUUGUAAAGAAAUGAAUCGACUGAGGACUACUCUGCUGGGUUCUGGGGUCAGGUGGAUCAGGGCUUCCUCAACAACCAGUGGAAAUUAUCAUAACGAUUUACGCCCGCCUGAUUUCAGUGAAUACAGGAAAGAAAGCACAACUGAUCCUAAAUUACCAGCAAAUGACACUAUUUUGAGCAGAAAAGCCUUCACCUACCUUGUCCUUGGGUCUGGAGGGGUUGCCACUGCCUACUUUGGAAAAAAUGCUGUCCGUGGCCUCCUUGCUACCAAGAACCCUUCAGCAGAUGUACUGGCCUUGGCAAAGAUAGAAAUUGACAUUGCCUCCAUCCCAGAGGGAAAGAACGUUGUGUUCAAGUGGAGAGGGAAGCCUCUGUUUGUUCGCCACAGGACACAGCAAGAGAUUGAAGAUGUACGAAAUGUUGACGUAGGAUCACUUCGUCACCCACAGCACGAUGACGAGAGAGUAGUGAAGCCAGAGUGGCUCGUGGUAAUAGGGAGCUGUACUCAUCUUGGUUGUGUACCUGUGGCCAACGAAGGAGAUUUCGGUGGGUAUUUCUGUCCAUGUCACGGCUCUCAUUAUGAUGCAUCAGGUCGUAUUCGUAAAGGACCAGCACCCGAAAACCUUGCCGUACCUGAGUAUGUGUUUAAUGGUGACCAAUUAGUUGUGGGAUGAAGAGACUUACCGACUAUUGUAUAAAUAUUACAUAUAGUGUUGUUUGAUUACUAAUAGGUACAAUGUAUUUGGUGGUAACUUAGUAACCGAUUUCAUGUCACAUCCAAAGGGCUGAUUUAUUUAUUAUUAUUAUUAAAAAUAAUUAUGGUAUUUUGUGUUAACGAAUGCCUCCUUAUUUGGAAUAGCUUUGAUUGAUGU